AAUAUGUUCAGAGGUAAUUAUAAUCGAUAAUCUUUGAAACCACAAGUUGUUACAUUUUAACAUGUCUUAGAUUAAGUUAAUGCUCUUGAUCAUAGAGCUCUUAGUGUAAGAAUAUUAAUAUAUAUAGCUUUUAUAAAAAAUGGUUAAUCCAUCUUAAAUGAAUAUAUAUGCGACUGCUGCUCUUGUUUCUUUAUUUGCUGGACUUAUUCGUGAAAUACCAUCUGAACUAUUAGAUGAAAAAGUAAAUCUAUUUAUUAAAGUAGAAUCUAAACUGGAGUUUGCUACAUAUGUUUUUAAAUGAUGUAGAUAAAUUUUUAGAAAAUCUAAGAAAAUUUAAGGAUUUCAUAAAUAAAAAUUAAAUAACUUCUAAAAAUAUGCAAAUUGCUAAUUAUUGGAUAUAAAAAUAUAAUGAAAUAUAAUAAGAGUAAAAUAAAAUCAUUAUUUAGUAAUUAAUAUUCAGUUUCAUAUGCAUUUGUACAAUUAACUUAAAUGCUUAUUAAACUUGACAAAUAGCUUAAUUAAAGAUUACCUUCAAGUCCUGCAAGAUCGUUAUCGGCAUCACCAAGCCCUAAAAUGAAUGAUGGCGAUGAUUUUGAUGAAAUUGAUGAACUAAAACCCUAAGCAGAAAGAAUGAGUGUGGGAGAUCCAACAAAAGCAAAAGGUUCUAAACUUUAAUUAGUUCCCAAUAAACCUAUUUAAUAAACCCCUGUACAUAAACACACUUAAAGUUAAUAAAUAAAGUAAGUCACUCCAAUAAAUGCUCCCAUAAUAACAAAAAAGAAAUGACGAGAAAUAAAAUGAUUAUAAAUAUGAAAAUAUCUUAUGCAAA
Molecule: messenger RNA, 829 nt
Organism: Paramecium sonneborni
Lineage: Eukaryota; Ciliophora; Oligohymenophorea; Peniculida; Parameciidae
Source: the annotation of a GenBank genome assembly